Messenger RNA from Ostertagia ostertagi, 267 nucleotides. NCBI's taxonomy places the organism in Eukaryota, Metazoa, Nematoda, Chromadorea, Rhabditida, Trichostrongylidae. The record is from the annotation of a GenBank genome assembly.
CUCGAACGAACACCAACCGCUUUUCCAACGAUAGAAUUCGGCGAAGGAAUCAGUACCAUUGACGACUUCACUGCGGAAAAAAUCAUACUAAAGAACUAUAAUCCUCAAAAACCGAUCAAGAUGGAAAUGGCAUUAUCGGGUGGAGCUGUAGAUGUAAGUGUCAUUGUGAGGAGCAGCGCAGUAGGAAGUGGAAAUCCGGUGUUCCUUGAGCUGACAUUUGGGAAACUAAUCCUGAGCGGAUUUACUUCAAGCAAAGGAACUCAUUGA